This is a messenger RNA of Telopea speciosissima, 647 nucleotides long. RefSeq lists its product as uncharacterized. The coding region runs from base 42 to 620 and encodes 192 amino acids. The transcript has a single exon. Lineage: Eukaryota; Viridiplantae; Streptophyta; Magnoliopsida; Proteales; Proteaceae. The record is from RefSeq and is a predicted model, not a curated record.
ACAUGGAUUGGUAGCAAAACAAGAGCAGACAACUUCACAACAUGGAAACUCUGUUUUGGUUAGGAAUUCCACCUCUCCAUCUUAAGAGAGCUUCCCCUUUUUGUACAGAAAGAAGCCCAACUCUCCUCUUCACCACCAUCAAACACAUUCCUUUGAUCAAUACUCAAAGAACAUUGAAACUACAAGCAGAAGCCAAACGUUUUGGUGGAGACUCAGUUACUGUGUUUGAGAACAAGAGAAGCCAAAGAGAUAAUAAUGAUGAAGAUGAUGAUGAUAACGAUACGAUUCCAGAGGUUAUAUUCGAGAGAAUGAUGGUUCGAAUCUUGUUCUUCGUGGGCUCUCCCAUGGGAAUUGGUCUAGCAAUGUUACAGGUAUUUGAUGAACUCAACGAACAACAAGUGUGGGAUGUUCCACUUUGGCUUCCUUUCUUGAUGGCAUCACUUGCCUUCGGAACUUUUGGGGUUGGACUUGCUUAUGGCACUCUAUCUACAAGUUGGGAUCCAGAGAAAAAGGGUUCACUUCUUGGGUGGGAAGAAGCUCAACAGAAAUGGCCUGAGCUAUGGAAGGAAGAAAGGGAAAAAGACAGGGAACAACAAAACUCACCAGUCCGAGCUCCUUGAUGGACGUUUCGAUUGCUCCCAUCUCAU